Fulvia fulva is the source of this 2979-nucleotide messenger RNA. Its product is annotated as Xylanolytic transcriptional activator xlnR. Gene Ontology annotation, biological process: regulation of DNA-templated transcription; DNA-templated transcription. Gene Ontology annotation, molecular function: DNA-binding transcription factor activity, RNA polymerase II-specific; DNA binding; zinc ion binding. Bases 1 to 2979 code for a protein of 992 amino acids. The transcript has 2 exons. The record is from RefSeq and is a predicted model, not a curated record. Lineage: Eukaryota; Fungi; Ascomycota; Dothideomycetes; Mycosphaerellales; Mycosphaerellaceae.
AUGCUGUCUUCGGCAGGUGUGCAGCAGUACCCUCCCAGCUUUGGGAAUGGCAACAUGGUGACUCAAGACCCGCCUCCGCAAACGCAGCGCAUACCUACGAACGGACUAGAUGCACUGGCUGAGGGCUCCCAGUACGCAAUGCAGCAGUUGCAGCAACAGCAGGCACGGCAGACAGCGGCAGGCGCGAAGCCAGGCAUAAAGCACCGGCACAGCUACAGCAAUGGCAGCGCGAAUGGCAUGGAUGCAGCGCACAAGGAUUCGCCGAGCGCGGCAAAAGGCGGCAAGGGAGCUGCUGCAAACGGCCAACCUGUGAGACGGAGGAUAAGUCGCGCUUGCGACCAGUGCAACCAGCUGCGGACCAAGUGCGACGGCCAGAACCCUUGUGCGCAUUGCGUGGAGUUUGGUUUGACGUGCGAGUAUGCGAGGGAGCGCAAGAAGAGAGGGAAGGCGUCGCGAAAGGACAUAGCCGCAGCGCAGGCGCAAGCUGCAGCAGAAGGGACGGAGUACCAGAGCCCAAAGUCAGGCAACGACGAUGCGCCGGAAGACGCGGCCGCAGAGAUGAAACCUGAGCAGCAAAAAGGUGUGAAACGGAGGAGGUCGAGCGCAGCCUUCCAAGCACCUCUACCUCCAAUGCCAAGGACGAACAGCAUGACGAGCCAGCCAGGCCACCCAGGACACGCAGCGCACCCGAUGAUGCCCAGACCGAGCCUGGAGCCUUCUGGAGGCAGCGUGACAGGGACCACGAUGGGUGAGCACAACGCACCGGAUAGGAUACAGCAGAGAUCCGUUCCGCUCGAUCAUCAGACGCCAGGCGUUGCUUUGCCUACGCCGAGAGUGCCGACUGCACCGAUGCAAGAACGAGGUAUGUCCGUGGGCAUGAGUGAGUAUGGGAGCAUAGACGACUACCAUCGAAGCAUACUCCAUCCUGCGGCGACAGUGGCAGGUCAUAACAUUUUGCAUUCUGGUCCUACGCCUAUGCCGCAUUCCAUGAUACAAGGUGGAACGAUCACGGGCUACGGCGAAAGUCCAUACGGUGUCAACUCGCCCAGUAGCCAGCAAGGUAUGGCUGGGCAGCAUCCAUAUCACAGGAUGGGCGAGUCGCCGCUCUCUGCUGGCUUCUUGGGGCAGUCUCCCAUGGCAGGCUCUCCUGGCUGGUUAUCACUACCUUCCCCAUCUGCUGCUCUGUACCCUCACAUGCAACAGAAUAUCUCGAACCAGACACUUCGAUACCCAGUACUGCGACCCCUCCUACCCCAUAUCUCCGCCAUAAUACCUAUCGGCCUGGCAUGCGAUCUUCUGGACCUUUACUUCUCGAGCGUCUCCUCAGCUUUCAUGCAGCCGUCAUCACCCUAUGUACUGGCUUACGUCUUCCGAAAGCGAUCAUUCUUGCGACCAACGAAUCCGCGGCAAUGCAGUCCAGCGUUGCUCGCCAGCAUGCUGUGGGUGGCAGCGCAGACAAGCGAUUCAGCCUUCUUGACUUCCGCGCCUUCAGCGAGGGGCAAGAUCUGCCAGAAGCUGCUCGAGUUGACGGUGGGCCUGCUGAAACCGCUUAUACACAACCCCACAGAUGCUACGCAACUGUAUGGUGGCAACACGAUCAUCAAUGGCGUAGCACUUGGUGGAUUUGGUGUGGCGUUACCAGGACAGGCGCACGAUAUGGACGGAGGAAAUCCUGGGGCAACGGGCGCUCUCGACGACGUUGCUGCGUACAUGCACCUCGCGACGGUGGUCUCGGCAAGCGAGUACAAGGCAGCAAGCUUGAGAUGGUGGAAUGCCGCAUGGUCACUAGCAAGAGAGCUCAAACUAGGACGAGAGCUGCCACCAAACCCAACACCGACCAAUCCUGAUGGACCUGAAGCGGAGGCAGAAGCGACAGGUGAGGCUGGACAUCACGGACCUUUGGGACAGAGUACCCAGCCUGGCUUCGUGUCAGAAGAGGAGCGAGAAGAACGCAGACGGUUAUGGUGGCUGCUUUAUAUCGUCGACCGACAUCUGGCGCUGUGCUACAAUCGUCCUCUGUUCUUACUGGACGCUGAGUGCGAUGCUUUGAUGCAGCCAGAGAAUGAUGUAGUAUGGCAGGCUGGCGAGUACUAUCCAGGCGACAACCACCCAGAAUCGACGUACUUCAGACGACGAGGACCGAGCUUUGAAUGUACCGGACACGGCAUAUUCAACUACUUCCUGCCACUUAUGACUAUGCUUGGCGAGAUCGUUGAUCUCAACCAUGCUCGAAAUCAUCCUCGCUUUGGACUGCGAUUCAAGAGUAGCUCAGACUGGGACGAUCAAGCCGCCGAAAUCACGAGGCAGCUCGAGGCAUAUGGACGAAGCUUGCAGGAGUUCGAGGCUCGUAACAUCCCCAAGCAAGACCCGAAGCCGCCCACCGAUGGAGAAGGCCACACAGACGUGACAAGUCCGCACUCUGUCGCAACGACAAAUUCGAACCAGCAGCGCAUGACCGAAGCCAUUCUCCAGACUAAGAUUGUCCUGGCCUAUGGUACACAUCUGAUGCAUACUCUGCACAUCCUGGUGAACGGAAAGUGGGAUCCGAUAUCGCUGCUGGACGACAAUGAUCUGUGGAUUUCAUCGCAGAGCUUCAUCUCAGCGACUGGCCAUGCUGUGUCUGCUGCGGAAGCAAUCAACGACAUUCUAGACUACGACCCUGACCUGAGCUUCAUGCCGUUUUUCUUCGGCAUUUACCUGCUUCAAGGAUCCUUCCUCUUACUACUCAUGGCCGACAAACUCCAAGGCGAAGCAAGUCCAAGCGUCGUCAAGGCCUGCGAGACGAUCGUGAGAGCCCACGAGGCAUGCGUGGUGACUCUCAAUACCGAGUAUCAGAGGAAUUUCCGAAAAGUGAUGCGAUCAGCCUUGGCACAAGUCAAAGGCCGCAUGACAGAAGACUUCGGCGAGCAACAACUUCGGAGACGCGAGGUGCUCGCGCUGUACAGAUGGACUGGUGAUGGGACUGGUCUGGCUUUGUGA